This is a messenger RNA of Sphaeroforma arctica JP610, 1207 nucleotides long. RefSeq lists its product as hypothetical. The record is from RefSeq and is a predicted model, not a curated record. Bases 128 to 619 code for a protein of 163 amino acids. The transcript has a single exon. Lineage: Eukaryota; Ichthyosporea; Ichthyophonida.
CUUUUGUCUUUGAUAAAUAUGUACAUACAUAUACUUGGGUAUAUUUAACGCUAUGCUUAGUCUAAUCUAGAUUUUUUACCUGUCGCUGGAUCAUGAGCCUCAUCUGCUUGGCGUUUGCUGAUUAGAGAUGGAUAUUUUACUGGUGCUCGAGCUCGCGCACGACCUUGUGAACCUUUGGCUAGUUGAACCUUCGUGCGGCGAUUUUUUUUGCUGCUUAUCUGAUAGUUCUAAACGUUUGUACAAGGAAGAAAGAACGUAUUCAUUAUUAGUUCCUAUCUCACCACCCUCUCUUCCCUCUGUCUCCCUCCCUUCCUCAUCAUUUGAAUCGCUGUCGUUGUCUUCAGUCGUUGCUUUCUUCUUGCGAGUCGCUGGUCUAGCAAAUUGGGAGAGCACUGCCAAUCUUACUCGCAACGCCUCCCCAUCGCAUUCCUUGAGAUGUUCAUACACUGUCGUUAAUUGUUUCAGAUACUCCUUCUCUGUGUGGUAUAGAGCACUUUUAAUCAACCCGGCAGGAUCGUCGGGGCAUAUACUUUGUGCUGCUUUUUUUCAAACACGCACGAAGUCGAUCAGUGCACUUGACUUGUUUGCUUAUUGUGAAAUCUUUGAACUUUUCAUUUGAUGCUACCUUUCGGGUACUAUCUCCACCGAAGUAAUUGAUGAAGGAGAAAUCGACCGCAAGCCGAGCUUCCUUCUCAUGCUGACGAUGUACAGUAGUUCUGUAAUCAGUUGUAUCAAAGAAAGAUGCUCGAAAUCGAUACUCCCUAUCAGGUAGAAUAGGCAUAGGAAUUUCUAACACGGACGCCCCAUACAAGCGCUUCCUCUGGCAUGCACAUCUACAGUUUUCGCAAUCUGGAUGACCACCUUUUGAUGAGCAACAUUCCUUGCAAUCCUUAAUUUGCCUACAUCUCGGUAUGGUUGUUUGACACAAAGAGGGUACCAAUUCACUUGUAUAUGAUAUGUUGCGUACUGAAAUGGAUUGAAUUCGUGAGUUGACAAUGCACUAGACUGUUGUUGUAACCUUUACAUGAGCAGGGGAGAUAACUCCGCUUGCUUUAUUUAUGAUGUCAGGUCGAAGGUUUUAUAUUGAUACUAUAGGCCUCCUAAAUUGGGGUUGUUGUACUGCAAGUUCAAUGCAAUCUCAUUACUGGUCACUAGUAUAUUGUUUGACCAGUCAUUAGUGCAUUGAAUGACCGAUUUCACAUUGAAC